Messenger RNA from Xyrauchen texanus (razorback sucker), 2903 nucleotides. RefSeq names its product DEP domain-containing protein 7-like. Gene Ontology annotation, biological process: intracellular signal transduction. Bases 172 to 1704 code for a protein of 510 amino acids. The record is from RefSeq and is a predicted model, not a curated record. The transcript is spliced from 9 exons. Lineage: Eukaryota; Metazoa; Chordata; Actinopteri; Cypriniformes; Catostomidae.
AAGAGGACACAGAAGUGGCACAACCAGUUUUAGUGACACAAGCGUGCUGUUUGUGGUUGGAAGCAUGACUUUUACGAAAAUGUUUCUUUUAAUGGAGUUGACUUGACUACAUUUCACAUGAGGUUAAUUUUAGUCAACUUCCAUCACUUGCUGUUCUGACCAGAGAGCGGGAUGGCUGGGAAGCCAUUCCGUGCCACGUACAUCUGGACAAACAUCAUUAACAACCUUCAAACGCAGGUUGAGGUGAAGAGGAGACGGCACAAUCUGAAAAUCUAUCAUGACUGCUUCCUGGGCUCUGAGGCGGUCGACGUGGUUCUGGCUCACAUCAUUCAGAACAAAUUCUGUGGAGAUGCCGAGGUGCCUCGUUCUAAAGCGGUACGCCUGUGCCAGGCCCUCAUAGAAGCCAGGAUUUUUGAGGCAGUGGACACCAAGGUGUUUGGAAAAGAAAAGAGGCAAGCAAAGUUUGAGGACAGCAGCUGUAGUCUGUACAGGUUCCUAAACAGGCCGACCGCCAGCACAUCCAGCUUAGAAACCAUUGAGAGUGGAUAUGAUUCAUCCAGCAUACAGAUGAACAGUUACAGCCCACACUAUCAAAGGACAGAGGGAUCUGUGUAUUCAAUUAACUCACCUGUCAAAACGGAUAAAUCUCUGGAGGAUGUUUUGGGCAAUCUGAACAUGAACACAACUAUCACACCACAGAUGAUGAAUCUGGGUUUAUCACAGGAGUUGAUAGAUGAGAUAUGGCGACAGCAGACGGUGCUGAGGCUUCUGCAGCUGAUUGAACUGCCUCUUCUGGAGAGUCUGUUGGAAGGCAGAGAGAGUCCUCGUCCACCCCUCCACAGUAUGGACAGCGACCCAGACCUGCUCUAUACCAGCAGCUACCUGGACCGCGAGAUCCUGAAGGCCUUCAGCGAAGCUCAGGCAGAUAACUGGUUGUCGGCAGCUGUAGACUGUCUGGAGUUUCUUCCUGAUCAAUUUGUGGUGGAAGUAAGCCGAGGUUUGGCCAAGUGUGCGGAGGAAACGUCCCAGUACAAGCAACUCCUCUAUGGAGUCCUCAUUCAGCACUAUGGCCAGUCUGAAUACCCACCGCUGCUUAGCAACCACGUCUUCGACAUCCACUCAGGUGUCUCCGAGCUGCUUGUAAAUGGGAAGCGAGAGCAGGCACUGGAGUCUCUUCAGCUUUGUCUAAAGCUCCAGGACUCUCGCAGUAGAGAGGAGCUCCGCAGGUUACUGCGCUUCAUGGCCCUCGCUGCCAGCACUCAAGAGGUCAAAUUACACAAAGAGAUAGAGAACAGAAUGGCAGUAAAGAGGGCGUUUUCCAAUGCCAUUGCGUAUGGGAAAAAACUAGCAAAGGGGAAAGUUGAUCUUCUGGUUCUUUUCAUGAUGGAUAACCACCACGACCUCUUUAAGAUUCCUGUCACACUGCACAACCUUGUAAGUAACAAUCUGGCAAGCAUCAUUAAGGGAACCGAUCCAGAUCUCUUUAUGGGUACAACGUAUUGUCGCCAGCUUACUGGGAAAGAUUACAUGGAAACAGUUCAGAAAACUACCAAAAAGGAGCUUUGGACUUUGCUUAAAACUAUUCACGAGAACUCAAAACUUUCUUUGAAAGAGAAGCAAAGAUUAUUAGGACAAUUCUACAAAGGCCAUCCUGAAAUAUUUGUGCAAUAUUUUGGCAACAGAAUAUCCAGAGACUGCAUUUAAAAGGAUCUUCAGUUAUACCAAAGAACUACUGUAUAAAUGUAAAGAACGUCUUGUAUGUUUUAAAUAUGUACAGUAUGUGUUGUAGAAAAACCCAGAACACUACUUUAGAUUAUGUAUGUGCAUGUGAGCUCAUAUGCUGACAUAAAGGUCAAAGCUUGAAGAGUUUGAAUAAACAGCUUCUUGUGUGUCUGUACUGUUACUAGAAUUAUAUGUUCGAGUGAAGAUUUAUUGAAAACCCAACACAUUUUCUUUAGUUUGUGUCUGCAAAUGCUAAAGAUAAAACUGGCUGCUCUCAAAAUAAAGUUGCGCACAAAUCAGUACCCCACUUUGUUUUCUAAAGUUUAUACAUCUAGCUUUGGAAAAAAAACGGCUUGAGGGAACAACGAAACUGUACAAAUCAACAUUAGCUGGACAACAAGAGCAGGGUUUAAAAAUCAUGAUGUUUUCAACAUGUUUCCCAAACAUUGAGUCAGUGCAGUGCAAAUGUGAUUGUUUCUGAAUGAAUGUUGCCAGUGAUGUCAUUGGUUUAGUCAAAUUUCUGUCUGGAGACAGUAUCAGGAUAAUUGCACUGCACCCCUUUGAAACUGAGGCUUUUAAAGACCCCAUGAAAUGGCCUCAUGAAAACAGUUUUGUGUCCUGUGUUGACAUAUUUCCUAUUGAGACAGGACGUUUGGGUUGGACAUCAAAGGGAUCAUUCCUUUUAGCCAAUAGGCUUUAGCUACAUCACAUCACAUGAACCAUGAUUGGCUACUAGUCAGUUGCGAUGGGGAGGGGCAUUCUUAUUCUAGAGAGCUUUUGAUUGGACAAUAAUUUGUGUAGUAAUAAGAUGAAUCUUCAAUAUUUUUGUUCCAUUUCCUGGAUGGUGAAUGUAUAAUAAAUCCUGGAUGGUGAACUAUGUGAAUUUUAAAUGCAUGUAUCUGCAAAAGCUUUAUUUUGUAAACUUUUUAGGAAUAUGUUUGCAUAUAGGUGGACUAAAAGCCACCAAACUCUAAUUUUAUAGUUUUUACAACUUUAAGACUUUAAACUUAAUUUGCGAUACAAACAUGAGUCUUUAUCAUACCUAAAAUGUAUGGAUACAACUAAAAGGGAUAACUAGGUGAAUCCAUUGUUUCUGGUGAAAUCUCAUAAAACCUGUUUAGGACAUGUCUGGGUCUGAUUUCAUCCCAAAAUUGGAAGAAAUUAUAUUUUGCAUAAAGAAA